UUCAGCAGCUCGUGCAGCGGCAGCAGUCAGUCCACAGCAGCUCGACCUCUGCACAGGUCCACCCCGGGCAGACCGGCGGAAACAAACAGCUCUUAUUUACAUGUUUACCUGCAGUAGAGACAGUGAGUGAACCCCUGCAGGUGGGACAUUACUGCCGGAGACCCCGUAGUGCUGGAGCCGUUAACAGGCCGGAGAGCAGCAGCGAUACACCGCAGCAACACUGAGGCUUUGUCCUUCUCCAUCUCCCGCUGGAUUUUAUCCUUAUUAUCAGUAUUUAUCGGGACUGUUAUCGCGUGUCGUGGCUCCUCAGACUCUCCACGGGUGGAUUUAACUCGCACUCGUCCUGACUGACACACAGCUGGUUUCAUUCAAACACCUCAACUUGUACAUUUCCGCAUUUUGACGUCUGAUGCUCCGACUACCCGGCAGCUCCUGGUGCUCAGUGUCUCCAUGGUGAAGUGGGCGGGGUCUGAUGUCAGCCCCUCCUCUUUUCGACCCUCUCACCAUGCCCACCAUGGUUUCUAGGCUUCCCAAGUUUGGCUCACGUCCCAAAUCUGCUGCACUUUCCAGUGGCACUCAGACAGGUCCAGCUGCCACCGCGAGCACUGGCACCUUCACCAGCACUCGCCUCACCAAUGGGUUCUACCACCACCCCGGCCCAGCAGGGGUCAACAGCAGUCUGACCACGCCCCCUGCUGCUGUUAAACAGAAUGGAUUCAUCAGAGUGCCGACUUCAUUUUCCAUGAAAUGGAAGAAAGAAAAUGAGAAGGUGGAGGACGGAGGAGCUGACGGAGAGAAGGAGUGGAGGAAAGGAACUGGCGGGAAUGUUGGGCAGAAUCGCUCCUUUAACAGCAUCCAUCAGUUUAAUUCCCAACGCCAACCGGGAUCACCAGUGGUGUCACAGCGUGAUGCCAAGAAGACAACCACGUCUUCUGCAGGAAAGGGGCGUAGUUUUGGUUUUUCUGCAACACCUUCAUCAACACCAUCGCCACAGUCCAGCCCCAGAACACUUCCUGUCUCUAAAAGUGGAUCGCACGGUUCCAAACUGAGCCAAACUUCUCUCGGGCUCAGCAACGGCACCAAACCAACCCUAAAUGGUUUUUCUGGUUCCAAACCAAGGAGCACUUCUCUGAGACAGCCUCAGAACUUUGCUCGCUCUGGCGGUUCUCGACCAGGUUCAGGUCCAGGUUCUCGUUCUGGUUCCCCCUUCCAGAAGAAGCCACCGGCCAGCCGCUCCUACUCCAGUGACAGCCUCGGCUCUGCUCCGUCCAGCCAGCUGACUGAGAGCGAUCGCUUUCGGUCACGUAGCCUCACGCAGGUCCGACGGCAGCCCUCCCCCACCCUCACCUCUUCCUCCACCUCCUCCUCCUCAGUCUCUCACAACACCCGCUCCUACUCCUCUAACAGGGCUGCAGGGCGAGGCGCUUCUUCUGCUCAGGCUCCGCCCAGAAGCAGCUUAGCAAAGCCUCCAGGUACCAGCCAGCCUCCUGAGGGAGGAGGCAGAGGUGGAGGGGCCAAAGCUCAAACUUCUGCUGCUCCAGGGAGGUCAGGGUUCAGCAUCCCCUCCCUACUUCCCCCCACGGCCUUAAAGAAGCCCCUCCUACCCAGCCUUGGCCCCGCCUCUAAGCCAAGCGGCAUCAGCUACAAGCUGUCACGCCCGUCACUCAUCAAGCAGUCUCGCCCCCUCCGAGUGACCUCAGCCAAUGAGCUAGGGGGUGAACAGGAAGUGAACCGAGGACUGACAGCGCGGAGAGACUCAGUGGAGACGCCUUCGACUACAGAAAACAGCCCAGAAAGUUCCCCGGAGGCUCCAGAGACAGAGGGGCUGUCGGCAGAGCCAGCAUCCCAGGGAGAGGUGUCGAUCGUGGGGGAGACGCUGGAGGACAUGUCCCUGUCCUCCAACUCGUCUCUGGAUAGAAACGACACCAGUCAGGAGUACAUGGACGAUUUUGACAACCUGGGAAACGGAGGGGUGGGUAUACUGCUUCUGUCCUCUAAAAACGAUGAAGAUGACUCAGGGCUCGACCAGUCAUGCGCCAGGUUUGAUGAAGACAAAGUGGCUGUUAACGGUGUCACCAAGGCAGCGGGCCUCUGUUUCCUGGACGACGGUAUGGACUGGGCCGGCAUGAGACUCAGCGGUGAGCAAGGGGAUCAUCAUCUGACCCAACUCCCCCAUCGGAGAACGUCCAGUCAGCCGGACUACCACGAGCAGGGCGGUUCGUCUCUGGACCUGUCCCCAUCGGACAGCUGUGGGUCUGGGGGAACCUACAUGUGGGAUGAGGAGGGCCUGGAGCCACUUGGGGGCGCCACCACAACCGCCUCCAUCAACAUCAACACAACCAACAGCAACACCACCCAUCACAUCGGGAGCUUCGACUCCGACCUCAACAGCAUUGAUGUCUUGAACAACCUGGAGUCUUGUGAUCUGGAUGAUGAUGACCUCAUGCUGGACGCAGACCUCCCAGAAGAUGCUUCUCUUCACAGCGAUGGAGACAGCAUCGCCCACAUGGCUCAGUGGAGGAUGAGACAGCUCUGCUGGGGAACGCAGGACGUCCACAACGACAAUGAGAGUGAUUUCCAGUGCUACAAGCUAACUGAGGAUCCUGGGAAUAAGAGGACAGACAUGGCCAGGGACAGCGACCUCAUUCUGGACCUCUGUCCUCCAAGGUCUCCCUGCCUGUCUCCUGGGACUCCUGGUUUGGGUGCUGAUGUGGAGGAACUGGCUGAAGACUGUUCUGCAGUCAGGUCACAGCUGGAGUUCCUGCAGAGGUUGCUGCUGCAGGAGGAGGACAUGGACGAGGACACGCUGACCACGGACACUCUCCUGAGUCCUGAGAUAAACAACGACUCCUCCCACAGCUCCGACACUCGGGUGCAGGCUCUCCUGCAGGAGGUGCAGCAGCUCAGAGAGGAGCUGAGGAGCCGAGACCGAACCAUCGCACAGCUCACCAUGCAGCUGACUGUCCCCACGGCGACCACCAGGUGUCGCUGCCAGGAGACGCCGGGGAGGGUGGAUCGACACACACAGACGAGUGUGGCGGAGAGAGAGAGCGUGGCCUCGCAGACGCCGUGGAGAGAGCACACUUCACAGAUACUUCACCCCUCCAGCCAAGAAGUCCAGGAACCACUGACGCACCGAUGCCCAGCUCCACCCCCAACCCGAGCUCUGCCUCCAGCUAGCGCCUGCUCCACCCAACCCCACAUCGCUGCUGACAGCCUCCCACUCUGUCCUGACACCAACGGCACCCACAGCAUGACCGAGGGAGGAAAGGACGCAAGGAAAGAGGAGGAAGGAGAGACGAAGGAGAGGAGAAGAACCUACAGUAGGUCCCAGCUGCUGCCCCCCCAGCCCUCAAAACUCCACCUCUUCACGUGUCAGACCUCCAGACCUAACCCCACCUCUGCCUCAGCUGCGAAGACGAAGGUGUCUCACGAUCCAGAGGGCAACGGCACUUCUGGGGUAAAGGUCAAAAUGGUGGUCUUCACCUCUGGCUCCUCGCGCCUCCCCAAGCCAAAGAGCCACUGAGCUGUCGGCCUGUUAUCCACCUUCCUAAAACGCAGUGACGUGAUUGAUCCUAAACUCGUUAAAUUAUUAACACUUAACUUAUUUAUUGUUGAUAUUUUGAGCACUGUGACUGAUAAUAAAGGUUUAAGCUCUUUAUUUGA
This is a messenger RNA of Epinephelus moara (kelp grouper), 3666 nucleotides long. RefSeq names its product serine-rich coiled-coil domain-containing protein 2-like. The record is from RefSeq and is a predicted model, not a curated record. Lineage: Eukaryota; Metazoa; Chordata; Actinopteri; Perciformes; Serranidae. Gene Ontology annotation, molecular function: microtubule binding. The transcript is spliced from 14 exons. Gene Ontology annotation, cellular component: microtubule cytoskeleton. The coding region runs from base 473 to 3526 and encodes 1017 amino acids. Gene Ontology annotation, biological process: microtubule bundle formation.